UUUGGAAAAGCGAAUCUUGUGCCAUGUGUUUUUUUUAUUGCAAGGGGUGGGGGCGUUCCCCUCUCUGCACAGCGGAGCCUGCGUUGGUUUCUGUUUUGAGAGCUGUUUGUGCGGAGAAGGUCAGAGGUGGUUCCCUUUCCCUCUCUUCCCCACCACCGCCAGAUCGGAGGGUCAUUAACCCUUUCUCCAUCUCGCUCUCUCUCUCUCUCUCUCUCUCUCUUUCUCUCUCACACAAGCCUCUGGAGGUCCCUGGGCGUUACGAACCGCCCCUCAGGCCAAAACGUUGUGCAACCAGAGCAGCCGCACCCUACGUGUGACUUUUCUUUAUCUGGUAAUGAACGCACUGAAAAUAGCAGCAGUGAAGCUUUCAACAAUGGGACUAAAAUACUGCUUUCUCAUCGUCCUUCUGAGCAGAGCUUCAGCUUCUGAUGAUGAUGAAGAAGAACCCAUAUUGGCCACCCCGGGGUACGAUAUGGUGGGCACGGUGGGUAAGGAGAUAGUCCUGGAAUGCCAGCUGUCGCCCCGGAAGGUGGCGGCCGACAUUGUGGUGCAAUGGUUCAGAUCCAGUCGCGAGCGUCCGGUCCAUUUGUACAGAGACGGGAGGGACCAGCUCCAAAGACAGGAUCCGGAUUACUUCCAGAGAACAAGCCUGUUCACAGCGUCGUUCACUGCCGGAAAAAUGUCCCUGUUGCUAAAGAACCUGACUGUGAAGGACGAGGGAACGUAUUAUUGCUCAGUGAACCAAUUCAACAAAACCCUGACUUCGCCUGUUACCCUGAAAAUUGGAGCCGUCGGCCAGCAGCCAUUUAUCAAACUGAUCGAUCUCAGCUCCGAGGAUGUGUUGCUGAAGUGUGUGUCUGAGAGGUGGCACCCAAAGCCCAGUGUGGAGUGGUUUGACGAGCAGACGAAUAAGUUACCAUUGCUGACUGAUGCUCCGAGGGUUGAGCGUUCGGACGAAGGUUUUUAUCGUGUGGAGAGAAUUAUUCGGCUGAAGAAAGACGCUCACCACAAAGUUGUGUGCGUCAUCAACAACCAACUCCUGAGAUCAGAGAAACACGUCGCCUUCCAAUUAUCAGAUCAAUUCCAAUACAGCAUCAAUGACAGGAAAGAUGACGGGAAUUUCAAGACGGCCUUUAUCGUUGUGCUUAUUGGUGGUUUAGCAACAGUAAUAGCACUAGCACUACUUCUUUGGCGUAGCCACAUUAGGCAAAAGAAAUUGCUUAAGCAAUGCAAAAGUAUAUUACGCUCGGACAGCGUAGUGGUUUCAUCAUACACACCUCACAACUGACAGCUUGUAUCUACAAAUACGUGGGGCCUCCUUGGACCUGAACUGGCCCCAAGGACCUGAACUGGCCCGCUCUACUCUUCUCCAUCUCCCCCAACCCCCACCACCACCCGUACCAUCCGAUGUCUGUCUCCCUUCCGCACAUCAAUGACCGGUCUAGAUCAGGUUGGUCUAACUGUUGGCCCGAGGCCCAAUGCGGCCCCCCGCCUCCAUUUCGUCCGGCCCACCCGCUCCCUCGAUAACCUGUAAAUGUUAAACGCUACGUUUCUGGAAGGGAAACACUUAUUGCUUAUGCGGCCAGCAGGUGAUUCUCGAACAGGGCAUCCGGCCCUCAGCAGCCAUUGGAUCUCCUUGGUCUAGACUGAUGCUCCAGCGCAGAGCUGGGAAGUGCGCUGCAUAUGUUUGAGUUGCCGUCCUUUGGACAAGCUAAGUCUAAGUCUGCACCAAAGAACCGAAUACAUCUUUGCCCCCGCUUUCGGUUGAAGGAUUCUGGUGAACUGUACUUCGCGUGAGGUAUCCAUAUAUUAACUCUUGCCAAGUUUUGGUUAGAUAGACUCUAUACAAUAGACACAAAAACUUCUUUAUAUUCCAUUCAAAUUCCUAUUCCGAUUUAGUUGCAUUUUCUCUGUAGUAGGAGCUUUCUUAAAAGACAACCGUACACCGCUCAACAUAAUUAACAUAGUCAGCUUUUGAAUGUGCAUCCGCCCUUCCAAAAUCUAACGCCUACUUUCUGUUUGUAAUGAGUUAACAAUUUUUUCAUGUGGUUUGUAUUGAGUUAACAAUUUUUGAAAUUCUAAUUAUGCAACAAUAUUGUCAUUUUUUAUUUUUGUACCGGGGUGGGGGGGGUGGGA
Callorhinchus milii (elephant shark) is the source of this 2136-nucleotide messenger RNA. Its product is annotated as putative selection and upkeep of intraepithelial T-cells protein 1 homolog. The transcript has 6 exons. The record is from RefSeq and is a predicted model, not a curated record. Lineage: Eukaryota; Metazoa; Chordata; Chondrichthyes; Chimaeriformes; Callorhinchidae. Bases 335 to 1288 code for a protein of 317 amino acids.